UCAUGUCUUAUAAAAAGCCAUCGAACGGUGUGGAAACUGUAUCAGAACAAUUUCAACAUUCAGACAGCAGUCAACGCAACGUUUGCAACUCAAAAAUCCAACAAUCAUGAAGUGCAUCGCAGCUGUAGUCAUGAUGGCCGUCGCCGUUGCCGUCCAGGGAUCGUCCGUUACUUACUGGGGCAAUGGAGCAGCCCUGCAGCAUUUGGCGCCAGUGUCGGUCGGAAGCUGGGUACAGGAUAAUUCUUACGCUAGAAUUGUAUCUCCAUGGAACUACGCUUACCAGACCCCAAUCGCCCCCGUUGCUGCUGCUCCACUUGCCUAUGUCGAACCAUACGCUUAUCAGCCGGCCGUUGCCGUUGUUGCGCAGAAGGAAGCUCGUUAUCUGGCCGCCAACCGUGGUGCUGUCCAUGAGGCUCCCCUACCCGGACACACCGUCAACCAGCAGUCCCUGAAUCUGGAACCGGCACCAGGAACACUGUAAAUUAGGCAAUCGGCAACAGGAUAAACUGUUGGAUGCUGCAAAUAAAAGCACGUUGUGAUAUUGUACAGUA
Messenger RNA from Anopheles funestus (African malaria mosquito), 551 nucleotides. Its product is annotated as adult cuticle protein 1-like. Bases 107 to 481 code for a protein of 124 amino acids. The record is from RefSeq and is a predicted model, not a curated record. Lineage: Eukaryota; Metazoa; Arthropoda; Insecta; Diptera; Culicidae. The transcript has 2 exons.